UCUUUGCAGUAAAAACUGUUGUUACAGUUUCCAAAUAAACAAAGAUAAGUUUUCCACAAUAUUUUGCAUUUUUGUGCGUAAGAUGAGCGAAACGGUGGACGCCAAGCUUCUCAUCGAGCAAGGAGAUGUUGUGGGUAUAUUGAAAGCGAAAUACUUCGCCGUGAAAGAGGCGAUUUCUGAUGCCGAAGAGCGGCACACGAAGGCUGUUGAUGGUCUGAACGAGCCUAAAGCCAAGACUGUCAUAGCAAUGCACGAGGCCGAACUGUUGAAAGCGAGAAUCGCGAAGACAAAGGAGAGCAUUAGAGUAAAAAAGGAAGCGUUGAGCGAGGUUAAGGAAGAUUUAGGCGAAGCGAACGAGGAGAUACAAGAAAAUAAGGGUUGGAGAGCAGAAUUCAAAGAACGCGAGUCGGCCAGAGUCCAAGAGCUUGAAGAGCUUGAAGACAAAUGCAAAGAUGCCAAAGAAUUACUUUUCGAGACCAACCGAAAAUUUAGCGAAGCCACUCGAUCGUUGGCGAUGAGAGAGUUCGAUCUGGAGGCGGUAACUAAGCGCAUACACGUGGCACUCGAGGACAUUCAGGAGCACGAGGAGAUUCACAAAGAAAGCGCGCAACAGAUGGCGCAUGCGGAGAAACGAGGCGGGAAGACCGCUGAAAGAAAGUUGGAAAAAGAGCAGCAAAUCGAGGCGAUGGUGAAUCAGAUCGAGGCCAUUGAUGACCGCACGGAGGAUGCGUUAAGAAGCAUCUCGAAACUGGAGUUAAAACGGGAGUUUAUCUUGGAUCAAGUCAACUAUUGGCGCGAAAAGACCAAGAUGCUUCACGAUGAGGUCAACCGGAUGAAUCAGGAAGACUGGGGCUCGUAAUGAAAUCGAGGCUUGAAUGAAUGCAUAUUGCAUGAUAUAUUUGUUUUGACGUAUAUGUAAAUAACUAUGGACAAGGACAUGAGUAAUAAAGAUUUUUUCUCUUGAAAAGAA
Dendronephthya gigantea is the source of this 970-nucleotide messenger RNA. RefSeq names its product CAP-Gly domain-containing linker protein 2-like. The transcript has 2 exons. The coding region runs from base 83 to 859 and encodes 258 amino acids. Lineage: Eukaryota; Metazoa; Cnidaria; Anthozoa; Malacalcyonacea; Nephtheidae. The record is from RefSeq and is a predicted model, not a curated record.